Gongylonema pulchrum is the source of this 196-nucleotide messenger RNA. The record is from the annotation of a GenBank genome assembly. NCBI's taxonomy places the organism in Eukaryota, Metazoa, Nematoda, Chromadorea, Rhabditida, Gongylonematidae.
AAAGUGCCUGAUACUGACGCGGAGGUGGAAUAUCGUCGGUUUGCAGCAUAUGUUCAGAAUGUUGAAAAAAUUCGGGAGCACAAUGAGCGCUAUAAGCGUGGUGAAGAAAGUUUUGAGAUGGCUAUCAAUCAGUUCACUGAUAUGGUACUUUCAUUUUAAAUCAUUGAUCAGCGAAGAUCGGAUUUCAAGCUACUAA